Messenger RNA from Schizosaccharomyces osmophilus, 3024 nucleotides. It is a transcript of the gene hrr1, whose product is annotated as RNAi-mediated heterochromatin assembly helicase Hrr1. NCBI's taxonomy places the organism in Eukaryota, Fungi, Ascomycota, Schizosaccharomycetes, Schizosaccharomycetales, Schizosaccharomycetaceae. Gene Ontology annotation, biological process: regulatory ncRNA-mediated heterochromatin formation. Gene Ontology annotation, molecular function: helicase activity. The coding region runs from base 1 to 3024 and encodes 1007 amino acids. Gene Ontology annotation, cellular component: nuclear RNA-directed RNA polymerase complex. The record is from RefSeq and is a predicted model, not a curated record. The transcript is spliced from 4 exons.
AUGGAAGAGAUAACUAUAGCCAAACGGGCGCACAAUCCGUAUGAGGGUGUGAAGAACAGUACAUUGGAAAUGUGGGAUCAACUGAAAAACACUACAGACGCUCAAGAGGUUGUCUUUGAUGAUAUUCCAGACGAGGCCUUAAUUCAUCAAAUGAAAAUCCAUCAAGAGAAACGAUUAGACUACCAGUCCCAAAGUUAUGCCGUGGACGAAGUGAAUGAAAGCAUAGCGAAUUGCAACUUAUCACCAAAAAGAAAUGCUUUCUUGGAUGGGAAUGCAAUAGAAAAAGAAAAUGCUAUGAAUAAUUCUGUACCUUUGGAAUCAAAGACGAACAGUGCAAAUCAAACCAGGGUACGACACAGGCCUCACGAUGUAGACAGGAAAGAACAAGGGAAUCAUUGGAGGACCCUUCCGGAUAUUCCCAUUUUCCAAGAACUUUCAUCUGCGUCUGUUGAUUUGCCAAAAAAUGAUGUUUUUGGUGGAUACAACAAUUUUGAACAUUAUCUAAGCGUGCAUUAUAAGUUGCUUCGAGAAGAUGCUAUUUCUCCUCUUAGGGAAAGUGUGUUAAGAUACAAAAAGGAUCCAACCUGUACCUCCUCUCCUUCAUUCGCUGUUUACGAUCAUGUUCGUAUUAUUGGACAAAUAAUCGCUACUAGUUCAGUCGUCACCAAACUUUCGUUUUCUGUUCGAGCUCAAAAACGGAUAUCUUGGGCCACGAGUCGACGUUUGAUUUCUGGAAGUAUCGUUCUUUUAAGUCAAGAUAAUUUUGAGCAUUUUCGUGUGGGUACGGUUUGCGCUCGUCCAUUAAGCGGUUUAAGAAAAUAUCCUCACGAAGUCGAUGUUUUCUUUCACGACUUUAAUCUUGAAUUGGAUUCAAGGAAAGAAUUCGUGAUGAUUGAAGCAACUUCUGGCUAUUGGGAAGCUUACAAGCAUGUUUUAUCUAACCUCCAAAAACUUUCUGGGCACCGUUUUCCCAUGAAAGACUAUUUUGUUAGUUGUAAGCAAAAUUCUGAAGUUGCUAGGUAUGUACAACAUGAUCCCCUAAUGCGAAUCAACUCUAUUUUAGGGAGCUCUCAGCCGCCAAUCGAUAUAUUGGAACCUUUUCCUUCUUACGAUGAUUACUUGUUAGACAAGUCUCAGUUAAAAGCAUAUCAAUCCAUGCUUACACAGAAACUAGCAAUCAUACAAGGGCCGCCUGGAACAGGAAAAACUUUUGUUGCUUUAAAGGCAAUCCAAACUCUUUUAGAAAAUUCAAACCCCAAUGUACUUCCCAUCUUGGUUGCAUGUCAAACGAAUCAUGCUGUUGACCAAAUUCUCCUUCAACUUCUGCGCGAAGGCGCAGAAGUUGUACGACUCGGUGGUCGUACUCGAGUCCCUGAAAUCCAAGACGUAUCUGUUUAUGAGAAGCUCAAGUCGAUGAGAAAUACAUUCCAUGCGUCUUAUAAGGAGAUAAAGAGAAAGAAAAGUCGGCUUAUGAAACAAAUGCUAAACAUUAUGUCAAACUUUUCAAAUGAGUAUCUAAAGUUUACGUAUCUACAUAGUGAAGGAAUUAUUACAACGGCUCAAUUACAAUCAUUCAUUCAAAACUCUGCUUGGGUAAAUGUUGUUUCCGAUAGUGAUGACUCAACAGAAGAAGAACAGAUCGAGUGUUGGUUAGGUGAAACGAAAUUAGAUUUGGUAACACCAAAACAGACCGUUUAUGAUUAUGAAGAAGAGCUGCAGAUUGAGGCUGAACAACUAGAAGAACUAGAACAAGAAGCAAAGGAAAAUCUUACUUUUGAGGAUGACGAAUUGCGCGGCGUCUUUGCAGAUUUUAGGCGAAAGUACGACUUUUUUGAAGGUGUUGAGCUUCAUAAGGAAGAGUUGAAAGGCUUUUUAACCAUAGAAAACGUUUGGGAUAUUCCAGAAUUUAGCAGAGGCAUGGUUUAUAAGCAUUGGCUUCAAUUAGCUUAUGAAAAUGCAGAAUCCCGAUUGAGACAUUUGCAUAAAAUAUAUAGUAAAUUGGAUAAAGAAAGAAUCAAUCUUUCUAACAAGCGAGUCGGUGCUCUCCUUCGUAAUGCUAAUGUUGUUGGGAUGACUACAACGGGGCUAAACAAGUAUCGGAAUAUCUUGGAAAGCAUUCGACCUAAGAUUUGCUUUAUCGAAGAAGCUGCAAAUAUUCUUGAAGGACCAAUCAUACCUGCCGUCUUUCCAUCCUUAGAACAAUUGAUUUUAAUUGGAGACCAUAAACAAUUGCGUCCAAGCUGCUCCACAUUUGCGCUUGCUAGAUCCCCAUUUAAUUUAUCUGUUUCGAUCUUCGAGCGUUUGGUGGAAAAUGAAAUGGUUUGCGAUAUGUUAAGUAUACAAAGGCGUAUGCAUCCUAAAAUCCGUCAGUUAGUCGAUUCAGUCUAUUUUGGAUUAUCCGAUCAUCCAAUUGCGAGGUGCAGGCCUGCUAUUCCAGGAAUGGGACAAUUGCGAAGAUUCUUCUUUACCCAUACUAAUGUUGAAGAUACAGAUGGAUUUUCUUCUAAAUGCAACCAAUUUGAAGCUGAGAUGUUGGUUCAAUUUGCUUCUUAUUUGAUUCUUCAUGGAGUGAAUCCACUUCAGAUUACAUGCUUGACAUUCUAUGUCGCACAGAAAAAAGAAAUAGAAAAUCUGAUCUCGAUACAUUUACCAGAUAAAAAAGAAAACAUAAGAGUUGCAACUGUUGAUGGCUAUCAAGGCGAAGAAAAUGAUGUGAUACUUUUAUCUUUAGUUCGAAACCAUGAUCAACGGUCAGUGGGUUUCUUGGAUUCGAGCUAUCGUGUUUGUGUCGCUCUUUCGCGUGCGAGGCAAGGUUUAUACGUGUUUGGAAAUGCUGAAAUGGUAGCAAAUGCAAAUCCCCUUUGGUGGGACGUAAUUAAUACCUUAACCCAGGAUGAGGAACUUCCAGGACUCGGAGACUACCUUCCUUUGGAACCGAAAAUUGAGAACGAUGAGGUAUAUAUAUACGAACUGAAUGAUUUGAUUGAACUUAACAUGAAGUUAAAGAAUAUGAACGCUGAUUGA